CUCCAGCCCGCAGUGAGUACGAGGAGUGCGUUUGGUUACUGAGAGUCUAAAUGGCGGACGCGGAGAAGGGGCCGUAGCAAGAACAAUAACAUUUCAGUCAUUUACUACAAGGCGCCGUGAAAUCGGUUCGGAACCCUCAAAACACGCCCUCUGCUAGAGGGGAUUUCCAUGCAUAUGUAGCUAAGCGUUCGUUUCGGGACUGUGGUCGAGCUUUUGACAAUUUUCGGGCUUUGCAGCGGUCUCUGCUCAUUUCAGCGGAGUUCUGAAGGAAGGAAGUGUCUCUUCAUGGUGGCCCUGUAAACAUGGGCGACUCUCUCGGUCUGAUAGGGAAGCGGCUGCUGCUGCUCCUCAGCGAUGGAGCUUCUUCUGCGGCCAGCGACGUGGACCAGGCCGCCUGGCUGCGGGGGACCGUGCGGGCGGUUAGUGUGAGCGGCCUGGCGAGCCCGGGGGUGGAGGUGUUCCUGGAGUUUGAGGACAGCCCGUGGCGGCAGCGAUCCUGGGUGCAGUUAUACGGAGAUGAGGUACGAGCAGCUAUGAUGGAGAGCACCAUUGUAUGGGCCCCCCAACAUGAGUCUACCAUUUCUGCAUCAGGUGGAACAUCUACCAGCCUUUGGCCAGCCCUGGUAUUCCAACCUCUUGUGGACCGUGUGGGGUUGGGAUCUGUGGUUCCUGUGGAGUUCUUUGGAACCAGAAAGCUGGAGUUUCUUCCCACCGGAAACUCGCUACAGAGAUUUGAGGCUGAGAAAGAUGUGAGGCACUCCCUACUGCAGGAGCACCCAGCCCUCCAUGCUGCUAUCAGCAACUGGCACCGGGACUCUGAACUGCAAGAAAUUCUUAGAAAAGGACCCUACACUAUUCAGGGAAGGAGGGUGCAGGUGUACCAGCCAGAGUAUGAGGAACCUUGGGCACUGGGGCUUGUUUCUCAGCAUAAUCCUGCAUCUCACAUCAUGGAGAUUACGAUGGAUCAGGGUGAAGAAACUCAGGUUGUUGAUCCCCGAGUCAUUCAUGUAAUGCUUGCCAUGGAUAAUGCAGAUGAGAGCCAUGAUCGGCGUAGAAAGGAGCUGGAUGGAGGGAAAGGUGAAGGUGGGCGGCGGCGGCGGACUGCGUCUGAAGAUGACGAGGACAUGAACCUCAAGCGCUUUAAAGGAGCCGGAGAGGGUCAAGCAGAUGACCAGAAUGGCACCGGUUCCGGCAAGGACUGCGAGCCCAUGGUAACCAGGGGUGGAGAGGCACCCCCAAUGGGAGUGGUAGAGGGGAAGGAUGGAGUGGGGGGAAUAUCUGGGAGGGGGAGCUCCAAUGCUAGUCCAGAAGUGAUAACUCUGGCCAGCCAAAGCUUGGCUAAUAGUAAUUCCUCUCAGCAGGAUCAUUCCAGUGGCAGAUCUGUUGGCUUCAUCAAAGAGAAUGGCAACUCCUCCCAAAGCCAAGAUAAAAUGGGCCCUGUUGCAUCUACAGUGCUUUCCACGUCCACCCCGACACCACCGCCUUUGAAGCCCGCUCCGUCUGCGUUUUCUAAUGCUUUUCCAUCUUUGGGUCAGAUGCCCAACUUGGUGCCUGGAACUCCUGCUCCCAAAUGUUCCCCAACAGCCCCGGCAGCGGAGAGGGACGAUGGCGUCCUUGCAGGCUAUCCAAAAACUGCUGCUCUGGUAUCCCCAGGCCCUGUCACCAUCUCUUCACCUUCGCAGGACAAUGCUCCCAGUGUGGUCCUUUCUGCACCCCCUGACCCCAGCCAGAAGGCUCCUGUAUGGGGAUCUCCCCCAGAUGCAAGCCAAACACCCAAGACAACCACUCUUGCUGCCGGAUUCAGUCCAUCACAGCCUAAACAGACCAGCGGUGCAGUAUUUGGUGAUGUCCCUGCACAGACCAAUGGAUCUUCCCAGGAGAACAAACCCUUUGGAUUUUAUUUUGCCAACCCAAAAGAACCUCAGCAGCAGGCAUCUGAUCCAUCACAGAACUUAUUCUUCCAGUGCAUGUCUCAGACGCAAGCUCAAAGCCCGAGCAUCGCUCAGGGCCAGGCAAAAGACAAUAACUACUUUACAGCCUUGUCGGAGUGCCUGAGUAAGGAGUCGCCAAGCUUAUUCAAGCCUGCUGCUCCCUCUGAGGGCCUAAAAAAGGCAGUUGUGGCCUCUGCGUCUGCAGGACUCUUUGGUUCUGCACCUGCCGGCAGCUUGGUAUCGUUAAAAGAGCAGCCCAAAGUGCCUGAUGCCAAGCCGACAGGUAAUGGAAUUCUAAUGGGCAAGUCUUUUGCAGCAGGAGGAGACACGCUGGGGAAAUUGCCUGCUGGUUUUCCCACAACCAUUGGAAGCAGCCCUGUUGUGGGUUUGGGGGACGUUUCCAAACCUGCUACUGGACUUGCAACCUCCUUGGGUCCAGGAUCUGCUGGACUGAGUGGUGCAGGCGGUGGGAUGAGAAAUCCUACUGGUGCUAGUUCUGGAUUUGGUAUGCUCUCAGGCAGCAAGGUUUCAGAAACUCAUGAGAACUUAUUUCUGCAGGCUUCAAAAGAGUCUAAUCCAUUUCUUGCUUAUGGUGGAGCAGGCUCACAUGGCCCAUUCAGUGCGUUGUCCACCUCAAAACUGCCCUCGUCAGUGUCCUCUCCUCUGGACACAGGGGGCUCUGGUAUUCUUAACCAAGAUCCUCCAGCCUCCGAUAGCCAACCCAAUUUAUUCACCAUGGUUGAACCUCCCAAGGGAAUGCUAUCUUCCCAGUUUACUGGCUCUUCUUCUUCCUCUUCAUCUGCUCCUUUCAUGUCAGCAGCCCAAGACAGGCAACAGGUGCUCAAACCCGACAAAGAGGAUACGAUGGGUGGUGCUGAACCUUGUGUCGACUCCGAAGGUGGGCUUGCAGAAAGCCCGGCUACCCCCACAACCUUUGACCAGACGUCUCAAAACUUCUCCCUGGAUGAGCGCGGCCAAAUGAGCAAACGGGACUCUGAUUCCAGCUCGAAUAGUGACCUCUCUGACCUGAGUGAGGCUGAGGAGACCUCGGAACAAAGCCAGAAGCCUGGUGGCCAGCUCAAUGCUGCAGAUGGUGCUGAAGCGCAGAAGCUUAACACUCUUGCUGCUGCUAAAAGCCGGCCAAGGAGCAAACCCUUCAAAGUAUGUCAGUCAGUGCUGAAAGACCAGAGUAAGGUGCGGCGUCUGAAGCAGUCUGGCGAGGCCUUCCUGCAGGAUGGCUCCUGCAUCAGUGUGGCACCGCACCUGCAUAAGUGCCGGGAGUGCCGCCUAGAGCGCUACCGCAAAUCCCGCGAACAAGACUUGGACGAUGAUGACCCCAACGUGGCAUGUCGUUUUUUUCACUUCCGCAGGCUAGCGUUCACGAAGAAGGGGGUGCUUCGUGUGGAGGGCUUCCUGAGCCCACAGCAGAGUGAUAACAUGGCCAUGGGCCUGUGGCUCCCCUCCCCAAAUGCACAAGGGGGGCUCGAUCUGGACACGUCCAAAUAUAUCCUAGCCAAUGUAGGUGACCAGUUCUGCCAGCUCGUCAUGUCUGAGAAGGAGGCCAUGAUGAUGGUGGAGCCUCACCAGAAGGUGGCAUGGAAACGAGCGGUGCGGGGAGUGAGAGAGAUGUGUGAUGUGUGUGAGACAACACUCUUCAACAUCCAUUGGGUAUGCCGCAAGUGUGGCUUCGGCGUCUGUCUGGACUGCUACCGGCUACGGAGGAGCCGGCCACAUGAUGUGGAUGACGACAAUCCAGAUGAUGAGGUCUUCUCAUGGCUGAAGUGUGCGAAAGGUCAACCUCAUGAACCCCAGAACCUCAUGCCCACUCAGAUUAUACCUGGCACAGCACUGUACAAUAUUGGGGAUAUGGUACACGCAGCACGAGGGAAGUGGGGAAUCAAGGCAAACUGUCCUUGCACUAGCCGGCACAGCAAACCUUUGGUGCGGCCUACAGCUCCCAAUGGCCUUUCUCAGUCAGGUGCAACAUCCAGCACGGGAAAUGGUGCUUCCACUUCAUCCACACCUCGCCCAGAUGGGGAUCCCACAACAGCUCUGAUAGUCAAAGUGGAACCUGGCACAGAGGCAAGCAGCGCUGAAACGUCAUCAGCCACCAGCAGUACCAGCAGUAAUGCUACAUCUCCAGGCGCUGUCCAGGCGGCUGGUUCCAAGGAUGGCAAGAGCAACCCCUCCUCUGCUCUCCACUGGCUAGCUGACCUGGCCACACAGAAGGCUAAAGAGGACUCCAAAGAUUCAGGCUCUCUGCGCGCUAUGAUGGGUCGUGAACCUCGUGCUCCCUUUGGUCUGGAUGCCUUCAGCACCAUCUCCAAACCAACAAGCCCCAGUCCCAAGCUUUUCAACAGUCUUUUGUUGGGGUCUGGGCCUGUCCAGCCUAAAACUGAGGGCACCAGCCUGCGAGACCUGCUUAAUUCUGGCCCUGGCAAACUGCCCCAGGCUCCUGAUAGUGGAGUCCCUUUCCCCUCAGUAUUCUCUUCUUCAUCCGGGUCUGAUAAGAUGAAAGGAGGUCUACCUACCAUACUGGACCAUAUCAUCGCUUCUGUGGUGGAGAACAAGAUAGCUGAAGGGCGCCGCGUCUCUGGUUCAGUAGAGUCCAGAGAGCCAGCAAGCAUCCCACGCAGAGAGGGCGUGAUGGGCCUCAGCGUCCUGGACCCCCACACUUCCCACUCAUGGCUGUGUGACGGCCGCCUCCUCUGCCUACAGGACCCCAGCAAUAGCAACAACUGGAAGAUCUUCCGGGAGUGCUGGAAACAAGGCCAGCCGGUGCUGGUGUCAGGCAUCCACAAGAAGCUUAACGGUUCUCUUUGGAAGCCGGAAGCCUUCAGUGAUGAGUUUGGUGACCAGGACGUAGACUUGGUUAACUGCAGGAACUGCACCAUCAUCUCUGACGUCAAGGUCAGAGAAUUCUGGGACGGCUUUCAGGUCAUCUCCAAGCGGUUGCAGGGUGCUGAUGGCCAGCCAAUGGUACUGAAACUCAAAGACUGGCCUCCAGGGGAAGAUUUCCGAGACAUGAUGCCCACACGGUUUGAUGACCUCAUGGACAACCUUCCUCUGCCUGAGUACACUAAGAGAGAUGGCCGACUCAACCUGGCUUCCCGUCUUCCUAACUUCUUUGUGCGGCCAGAUCUGGGCCCCAAGAUGUAUAAUGCUUAUGGUCUGAUCUCUACAGAGGACAGGAAGGUUGGCACCACUAACCUGCAUCUGGAUGUAUCAGAUGCUGUUAAUGUGAUGGUGUAUGUGGGAAUCCCUGAGGGAAACAACAACCAUGAAAAUGAAGCAGACCUCGCUGGAUACAAAGAGGUGUCGAUCACUAUUGAAGAGGGUGACGUGGAUGAGAUGACAAAGAGGAGGGUGUAUGAGGGGAAGGAAAGACCAGGUGCGCUCUGGCACAUUUAUGCUGCCAAAGACGCUGAGAAGAUCCGUGAGCUCCUGCGCAAGGUGGGGGAGGAGCAAGGUCAGGAGAACCCUCCAGAUCACGACCCCAUCCAUGACCAGAGCUGGUAUCUGGACCAGGUACUGCGCCGCCGGCUCUAUGAAGAAUAUGGGGUUCAGGGCUGGUCAAUCGUGCAGUUCCUGGGGGACGCAGUGUUUAUUCCUGCUGGAGCACCGCAUCAGGUGCACAACCUGUACAGUUGCAUUAAGGUGGCAGAGGACUUUGUCUCGCCGGAGCACGUGAAGCACUGCUUCAGACUGACGCAGGAGUUCCGGCAUCUUUCCAACACUCACACUAAUCACGAGGACAAGCUUCAGGUGAAGAACAUCAUCUACCACGCUGUGAAGGAUGCUGUGGGAACGCUGAAAGCUCACGAGUCGAAGCUAGUCCGAUCGUAGUUACACCACUCCAUGGCUGACACUGAACCCAAGUUUGGGCCAGACAACAGAAAGACUGGAGGUGUUGAAGGGGCACUUAUAAAGAAGUUUGGAGAGGUCCAUUGUGCUCACAGAACAAGCUCUUCAAUUUGAGACUUCUCUCAGCUUCAGGCUAGGAUGAAGAAUGUGCUUCAUCAGUGUUACGAAAAACAUUGUUUAGUUUUUUUCGAACGAUUUAAUUAAUUUUUCCCCCUCUGUAUUUAAACUAUCAGUGUCUGUUCAUUUUUUUUAAAUGUGCAAAGUUUGUUGGACUGUUCGAAAAGAAGCUAAUGGGUUUUUUAAGAGGGAUAAGCCUAAUUACCCCUUUUGAGUAAAUGUGAGCACUGGGCUUUUUUAGCGGUUUGUUUUCUUCAGUAGAGGAGAACUGUCUGUAAAGGAGGAGAGAGGAUAGCAAACAAGCAUGAGAAAAGAAAAAAAAUCCCUCCACCUUUUGGUCGAGGUGGACAUGAGGCCUGAAGGGAACUAGACCAAAGUUUUGUAUUUUUAGUUUUUAUUUUCAACUAAAAUGAAAACGUCUUGUUCUUUCUGUUUUUUUAUAGGCCAUUAAGUAAUUUGUCACUCAUGGUGAAUGCUAAGGAAGACUGGUUUUGAGAAAUGGUCAUUCAAAAAUCGAGAAUUCCAGUUAUGGACUACUGGUCAUUAAUAUGUAUCAAUAUAUAUAUUGAUCUUAGCAGUGUGUAUGAUUUUUCAAAAUAAAGUUUACAAAAAAGAAUUUGGCCCUGUUUUUUGUAAAUGGUACAGACUAAAUUUCUUAAAUUCAGCCAUUUCUGUUCAAUAAAACCUUUUGUGGUUCCUUGAUAACACUGCAAUAAACGAAGCGUUUUGAUACACUG
Molecule: messenger RNA, 6649 nt
Organism: Pygocentrus nattereri (red-bellied piranha)
Lineage: Eukaryota; Metazoa; Chordata; Actinopteri; Characiformes; Serrasalmidae
Gene: kdm3b
Product: lysine (K)-specific demethylase 3B
Exons: 25
Coding region: 303-5777 (1824 amino acids)
Biological process (GO): regulation of transcription by RNA polymerase II
Cellular component (GO): chromatin; histone deacetylase complex
Molecular function (GO): transcription coregulator activity; chromatin DNA binding; histone H3K9 demethylase activity
Source: RefSeq, a predicted model, not a curated record